This is a messenger RNA of Hordeum vulgare subsp. vulgare (domesticated barley), 1877 nucleotides long. Its product is annotated as probable protein phosphatase 2C 78. The coding region runs from base 16 to 1167 and encodes 383 amino acids. Gene Ontology annotation, molecular function: protein serine/threonine phosphatase activity; cation binding. The record is from RefSeq and is a predicted model, not a curated record. Gene Ontology annotation, biological process: protein dephosphorylation. The transcript is spliced from 4 exons. NCBI's taxonomy places the organism in Eukaryota, Viridiplantae, Streptophyta, Magnoliopsida, Poales, Poaceae.
GAGGGGAGGCGCGCGAUGCUGCGGUGGCUGGCGCGGCCGGCGGAGCGGUGCCUGGGGCGCGGCGGCUGCGGUUGCGGUAGCGGGGUCGGCGGCGGAGGGGACGGGCUGCUGUGGCACGCUGAGCUGAGGCCGCACGCGUCCGGGGAGUACUCCUUCGCCGUUGCGCAGGCCAACGAGAGCCUGGAGGACCAGGGCCAGGUGGCGACCUCGCCGGCGUCCACCUUCGUCGGUGUGUACGACGGCCACGGCGGGCCCGAGGCCUCACGCUUCCUCUCCUCCCGCCUCUUCCCGAACCUCCACAAGUUUGCAACAGAGCAAGGAGGCGUGUCGACAGACGCAAUCAAGAAGGCAUUCCAUGCUACAGAAGAGGAGUUCUUGCACCUAGUCAAGGGGACAUGGCUCAAACGGCCAAAGAUCGCCUCAGUCGGCUCAUGCUGUCUUGUUGGAGCAAUUGCCAAUAAUAAAUUGUAUGUCGCCAAUUUAGGCGACUCCAGAGCUGUCCUUGGUCAUAGAGGAGCCAAUGGCAGGGGAGUAGUGGCCGAGAGGCUGUCUAAUGAUCAUAAUGUUUCGGACGAGGCAGUAAGAAAGGAGGUCAGUCAGCAGCAUCCUGAUGAUUCGCACAUAGUCGUCUACAGCAGGGGCGUUUGGCGGAUUAAGGGCAUCAUUCAGGUUUCCAGAUCAUUUGGGGAUGUCUACCUGAAGAAGCCUGAAUUUGCCAGAGACCCUAUAUUCCAGCAAUAUGUCUGUCCUGUACCGUUGAAGCGGGCCGUCAUAACAGCCGAGCCAUCGAUCAAAGUACGGCAGAUAGGACAACAAGACCUCUUUGUAAUAUUUGCAUCGGACGGUCUAUGGGAACAGUUGACCGACAAAGCGGCGGUGGAGAUCGUCUUCAGAAACCCAAGAGCAGGAAUAGCGAGGCGACUGGUGAGAGCGGCGAUCUCUGAAGCCGCGAGGAAAAGAGAGAUGAGGUACGCCGACAUGCAACACAUCGAAAGAGGGAUCAAGCGGCAUUUCCACGACGAUAUCACGGUUGUGGUGCUCUACCUUGAUAGUCACAAACACGUCGUGCAAACGAAGUUCGGUAACCUGGACAGUUUCAAGUUCACCAAUGCACCGGUGGACAUCUUCUCGUCCUCAGGCGGAACAGUGGAACCGACGGUGCUGUGAGCUAGCGUUGUGUCUUGAGGAGGAUAAUAGUAGAUGAUAGUAAAAGGAAAAGGAACAAACCAGAGGAAAUUGAAGUCACAUAGACCGAACCAAGCACAUCUUUUUGUACAUAUACUGUGUGUAUAAUCAACCCACUCUAGGUAAGUUGAUGUAUGUAGACGAGAAUCUCGUUACAGUUGGAGACACUUUGUGUAUCGGUUAUGCAAGAUUGGAUUCCCCAGAAAAGAGAAAAGGAAGUGGAAAUCUAAAGAUUGUUCUCAGGAUCCUUUGCAUGCAACACAAGCUACGAACUGUUUGAUCAUGAAGCUUUGUUCCUCACUGUGAUACGUGGGUCCAGGAUUCCAGGCGAAAAAAUAACACAAUAUUGCUUGGAUUUGUGUGAGCACUGAGCAGGAGCACUAGCAUCGCCGUAUGGGCAGCCUACUGUUUGUCAGCUGCAGCAAAAGAAGAGCCUUCCCAGCUUUUGCGCCCUCUUUCUUUAGCUGACAUUGGUGUCUUCCCCUUGUUGCAUCAUGGCCUUGCUUGAGUAGAGCGCCAAGAAUAUAUUUUUAUUUCCAUUUUUUAGUCGAGUAGAGAUUGUAGUCUUCUGUUGUGAAGCCCAUGUCCCAAUGGUUGUUUCAUGCUACUGUGAAGUUGCUCAGCCUCCCAGGGCACAGCCAUGAACAAUUGUAAUGGUGGUUUUAUAGUGGGGAUUGUUUUAGAUACACUUC